CGGUAGAGCUCGGCGCUUUAGUUUUGAGCUUCUGUGAGGGUCCCGGCGACGAGCAGUGUCCCCAUGGCGGAGUCUGAGCCCCUUCUGAGCCGGGUCCGCAGUGGCAGAGGGCGCGACUGCCCGGCGGGCGUGCCCUCUUGCCGCAGCGUCCAAGUCAGCCCUGGGCCCGAGGCCGAGUGGGACCUGUGCUUUGACCAGGCUGUGGUCUUCAUCGAGGACGCAAUCCAGUACCGCUCCAUCAACCACCGCAUGGACGCCGGGUCAUUGUGGCUCUACCGCUGGUAUUACUCAGGCACGAGCCAAUGGAUUCUGAGCUUCAUCAUUUUCUUGAUCCUGUCUUUGGCUUUUAUCGAGACCCCUUCCUCGCUGACCAGCACCUCGGACGUCCGCUACCGCUCGGAGCCCUGGAACCCGCCCUGUGGCCUGACGGAGAGUGUGGAGGUCCUGUGCUUGCUGGUGUUCGUUGCUGACCUCUCCGUGAAGAGCUACCUGGUAGGGUGGGCCCAGUUCCGGAGGAGUCUCUGGCUGCUGGCCUACCUCGUGGUGCUGGUCGCGUCUCUCCUGGACUGGACGGUGUCGCUGGGUCUUGUCUGCCAGGAGCCCCUGCGGCUCCGGCGGCUCCUGCGGCCCUUCUUCCUGCUGCAGAACUCCUCCAUGAUGAAGAAGACGCUCAAGUGCAUCAGGUGGUCGCUGCCUGAAAUGGUCAGUGUCCUGCUGCUGCUGGCCCUCCACCUGUGUGUCUUCACCAUGUUCGGGAUGCUGCUCUUCACGGGCGAGCAGCAGGAUGACGGGCAGGACAGGGAGCGGCUGACCUACUUCCGCAACCUGCCAGAGGCCCUGACUUCGCUGCUGGUGCUGCUGACCACGGCCAACAACCCCGACGUGAUGGUCCCCGCAUAUUCCAAGAACCGUGCCUACGCCAUCUUCUUCAUAGCGUUCACCCUGAUCGGAAGCUUGUUUUUGAUGAACCUGCUGACGGCCAUCAUCUACAAUCAGUUCCGGGGCUACCUGCUGAAGUCUUUCCAGGCCUCACUGUUCCGGAAGCGGCUGGGGACCCGGGCUGCCUAUGAGGUCCUCUCCUCAGCAUCAGGGGGAGCCGGGGUGAAGGCCCGGGACCUCCUGCCGGUGCUUCAGAAAGUCCAGGUGGACGGUGCCCGGAAGCAAGCCGUCAUGGAGAGGGUGCUCUCCCACGGCAGCGGUCCACUAUCGACCCGCGAGUUCCAGAAACUCUUCAACGAGUUUGACAAGAGGGCGACCAAAGAGCACCCGCCGCCGCCCGAGUACCAGUCCCCAUUUCUGCAGAGCGCCCAGUUCCUCUUUGGCCACCACUACUUUGACCACCUGGGGAACAUCAUUGUCCUCAUGAACCUCGUGUCCAUCUGUGUGUUUCUGGUGAUAGACGCUGACGUCCUGCCCCAUGACCGAGACGACUUCGUCCUGGGGAUCUUCAACUGCGUCUUCGUCCUCUACUACCUGGCGGAGAUGCUGCUCAAGGUGUUUGCACUGGGUCUGCCGGGCUACCUGUCCUACCCCAGCAAUGCCUUCGACGGGCUCCUCACCGUCAUUCUGCUGGUUUUGGAGAUCUUGACGCUGUCUGUGUACGGGUUCCCGCACCAGGGCUGGAAGCCGGAGACGAAGGGCCUGCUGUCGCUGUGGGACAUGGUCCGCCUGGUGAACAUGCUCAUCGUGUUCCGGUUCCUACGCAUCAUCCCCAGCAUGAAGGGUUGGCACCACCUCCGUGGGGACCACAAGGAACGGGCUCCGCUCUCUCCCCGUCCUCAGCUGAUGGCCGUGGUGGCCAGCACCAUACUGGACCUGGUCAGAAACAUGCGGGCUUUCGGUGGGAUCCUGGUGGUGGUGUACUAUGUCUUCGCCAUCAUCGGCCUUAACCUGUUCCGGGGCGUCGUCGUGGCUCCUCCUGGGAACGGCAGCCUGGCCCCCGACAACGGCUCCGCGCCCUGUGGCAGCUACGAGCAGCUGGAGUACUGGGCCAACAACUUCGACGACUUUGCGGCCGCCCUGGUCACGCUGUGGGACGUGAUGGUGGUGAACAACUGGCAGGUGUUCCUGGACGCCUUCCAGCGCCUCUCGGGCCCGUGGUCAAAGGUCUACUUCGUGCUGUGGUGGCUUUUGUCGUCCGUCAUCUGGGUCAACCUGUUCCUAGCUCUGAUUCUGGAGAACUUCCUUCACAAGUGGGACCGCCGAGGCCACCUGCAGUCCCUCUCCGGGGACCUGGAGGCCACCUCUGAGAUAAACACUGUGGACCUCUUGUUCAGGGAGGACCUGAAGGAGCCGACGGAGGAGGAGCUGGUGGAGAAGCUGAAGCACCAUCCCCACCUGCACCUGUGCAGGUGACAUCCCGGGUGCGCCUUCCCGACGGGGGCGGCGAUGGCGGAGCGGCCUGCAGACGGACACGGGUCUGGGGAGAGGCGGGCCGUGGCCGGAAGGAGAGACUUGCCCUUGGACCAGCCCCUCCGCCCACCUGA
Artibeus jamaicensis (Jamaican fruit-eating bat) is the source of this 2486-nucleotide messenger RNA. It is a transcript of the gene TPCN2, whose product is annotated as two pore segment channel 2. The transcript has 25 exons. Gene Ontology annotation, cellular component: lysosomal membrane. The record is from RefSeq and is a predicted model, not a curated record. The coding region runs from base 64 to 2355 and encodes 763 amino acids. Lineage: Eukaryota; Metazoa; Chordata; Mammalia; Chiroptera; Phyllostomidae. Gene Ontology annotation, molecular function: voltage-gated channel activity; monoatomic ion channel activity. Gene Ontology annotation, biological process: monoatomic ion transport; transmembrane transport.